Pochonia chlamydosporia 170 is the source of this 2580-nucleotide messenger RNA. Its product is annotated as glycoside hydrolase family 92 protein. The transcript has a single exon. Gene Ontology annotation, cellular component: cytosol; nucleus. The coding region runs from base 1 to 2580 and encodes 859 amino acids. Gene Ontology annotation, biological process: protein quality control for misfolded or incompletely synthesized proteins; glycoprotein catabolic process; carbohydrate metabolic process. Gene Ontology annotation, molecular function: peptide-N4-(N-acetyl-beta-glucosaminyl)asparagine amidase activity; carbohydrate binding. The record is from RefSeq and is a predicted model, not a curated record. Lineage: Eukaryota; Fungi; Ascomycota; Sordariomycetes; Hypocreales; Clavicipitaceae.
AUGCACUUGGCACUUACACGAGCAACAGCCCUCGCCCUGGCCGCUACCGUGGUCGCAGAUCCAAAUAUUGUUGGCCGUGACUCCAAAACCAAAUCCUCAUAUCACGAUGGCGCAGGAGUCCUUCAAUAUGUCAAUCCACUCAUUGGCACGCGAGGCAUUGUGCCUGACAGCAACGGCGGUAUGAUUCCAUCGGUCUGUCCGCCCUUCGGAAUGACAAGAUGGACGCCACAAACGCGAGAAAACUACAUCUCGCAAGUGCCGUAUUCUGACCUCGAUCGCCGAAUACACGGAUUCCAGGCAACUCAUCAACCGGCUAUUUGGAUGGGCGAGCAAGGUCAAAUGGCAUUGGCCCCAGGAUGGCUACGGGCCGGCGAUAGCAUUCGCACACAGUUCCAAAAACGGGGCCUUGCAUUUCGGAAAUCAGACGAGAAGAGUACUCCUUACGUCUAUGAAGUCCUCGUAGAUGCAGACUCCGUAGGCGAUUUCAACUGGAAUUUAACGGAGCAAUGGGCCCACGAAGAGUUUGGUGCUGGCUGCCCUCCUUGUCCUGGCGGUGCAGGUACAGUUCCGGAUGCUGUGAAAGAAGGCUCUAAUGGACGUGUGAGGAAGCGUGAUUACACGAAUUGGUUUGAUGCGUUCGAGGAAAGGGAUGUUGAUGAAUCAGCGGCGUCAAACUCCUCGGAUUCAAAUACCGGAGAAUACGAACACGCUAUCAAGGUAGCAAUGUCUGCAACAUCUCAUGUUGGACACGUCCGAUUCGACUUCCAAGAUGCCUCGAAAUCCAAGACACGCCCUCAACCAUAUGUCGUGGUUCAAGCUACCCGUCUCAACUGGACUGGUCAUGUGGAAAUCGACCCUCACAGGCGUGAAAUCUCCGGCAGUAACACACAGAGACAAGACUAUGCCAUUGGGCCAGACCAACCGAAGAACUUUAGUAGUUUCUUUGUCUCCAGGUUUUCCGCACCGUUUGAGUCCUACGGCACUUCUCAGGGCGCGAAUACCCACAAAGGAGCCAAGAAGCUCAUUGGGAAAGAUGUAGGCGCCUACGUCACGUUUGAUUCUAAACUAGACAGAGUCGAGGUUCGAACAGCAGUGUCAUUUGUCAGUGUUGAGCAAGCCCGCAAAAACCUCGACAUUGAGAUCCCCGAUGGCCAUUCUUUCGAGUCGACAGUGCAGAGAACCAAGGAAGCCUGGUUAAAUAAACUAGGCCGCAUCACGAUCGAAGGAGUCAACAAGACGGACACAGAACACGAUCAACGCACAAUAUUCUACACUGGCCUGUUUCACGCCCUCCAGUACCCCAACGACUUCUCCGAGCCGACAUCCUCCAAGAAAGGUGACAAACGGCUCUUCUACAGCGGCUACACCGAUAGUGUACACGAGGACAACGAUUCCUACUACCAAUCCUGGUCCAUCUGGGACACAUACAGAGCUGAGCACGCUCUCCUCACGUUAUUCGCCCCAGAGCGCGUGAAUUCCAUGAUGCGCUCACUCCUCCGAAUAUUCGACUGGUCCGGCCGCUUACCAAUCUGGGCCAACAUGAUUGAGACGAACAUCAUGAUAGCCACCAACGUAGAUGCCGUGAUAGCAAACGCCCUCGUCCGCGGCUUCAACGGCUUCGACGUCAAAAAGGCAUGGAAAGCAGUCCACAAAGACGCCUACGUCCCACCGGAAAAGGACACAGAACUCUUGUACUUCGACAGAGAGCCAGAUACGCCGCACGAGGCGCGGGCCGGUCUCACGAGCUACCUCGAGCACGGGUGGGUUGACAACGACAGAUGGGCCGAAGCAGCGAGCCGGACCCUCGAUUACUCUCUAAACGACUAUGCUGCCGCCGUGGUGGCCACGUAUGCGGGCGACCACGCCUCUGCGAAGGAACUCAUGGUCCGGAGCCGCAAUUACAUGAACAUAUGGAACAACGAGACGCAGUUUAUGCAGACGCGUAAUUCUAACGGAUCGUUUGCAAGGGACGACUGGGGGUGGACGGAGGGCGAUAAGUGGGUGUAUACGUUUGAUGUUAUGCACGAUGCUGGCGGUUUAGCGUCUCUGUUUGAGGGCGGCAAGGCAGGCAUGAAGGUUAAGCUGGAUGAGCACUUCUCGGGCGGUCACAAUAUGCAUAGCAAUGAGCCGUCUCACCAUGUGCCGUAUUUGUACUCGGCGAUUGGGUACCCCAUGAGUUCGGCAGAGACGGUCCGCGAGAUUGCGUGGACGGAAUACAAUAAUACUGCUGCAGGGUUGAGUGGGAAUGAGGACCUGGGACAAAUGAGUGCGUGGUAUGUCUUCUCUGCGCUGGGGUUUUAUCCUUUGAAUCCUGCGAGCGACGAGUACGUCGUGGGGACGCCGUUCUUCGACAAGGUUGAGAUUCGGCUGCCUACGAUUUCGGGCUCGAGGGAGCAUGGACUUGUGAUUUCGGCACCUGGGGCGGGAACGCAAGGAAAGGCAUACGUUAAGAGUCUCAAGGUUGAUGGGAAAAUGGUUGAGAAGCCACUUCUGAAACACAAGGAUAUUGUAAACGCGAGAAGGAUUGAGUUUGAGAUGAGCUCUGAGCCGACGGAUUGGGGAAAGAAAGGAACGGUGUAG